GAAGUGUUGUUUCUAUUAGAAGACAAGAAUGGUUUCGCCUGCCCAGAGAGAAUGAUGGCCAUAAAGACCAUGUUCCAUGCGAAUUGGUGAAAUUGCGAUCACGUUGAGCUCUUCCAUAAGAAAUUGUUGACGGCAACCUCAGACCCUUGCACGAUCCACGACAGAAAUUCACCAGACAUCAAAAGCACCAUGGAACGUGUAAAAAGAACAGCGGUAUACACAACCAUGCUCAGCACAAUUGUCGAGAUCAACAAUAAUGCUGUUGGUCUCUUGCAACAGAACGACUUUCAAGCAGCUCUAGAUGAGUUCGUCCAAGCCAUCACGUGGAUUCGUUCCGAGGAGAAUACAUUCCUUGAUGACGACCAGAACGAUGUCGGAUUGCCCUUGAGUACCGAGACGUGUUUGUAUGUAACGGAGAGUGUGCCAUCGUCGGACGAUGCUUCUUGUAGUAGACCCUUGGAUACUGGUGCUGGGAGAUGUCACGAUCAGUACGAUCGGAUUUUUCUGAUUGUACCAAACGAUGGUGGUGAAGACGACGAGAUCGUAGAGGACGAGCCUCGCCUACCAGGUCAAAACGAGCGACGGUUAAUCACGUGUGGGCUCCUUUUUAACAUAGCAAUGUGCUAUCACCGAAAGGCCAUGUGCACUUACAAACUUGAUGCCGAUUCUCUUUUUCAGAAGGCGUUGCAAGUUUACAACGUGAUACCAUCAUUUUGCGCAGAAACAAGCGAUGCAUCCGCUCGUAUUCCGCCUGACGACAGUUUGCUGAUAGUUUUCCUCGGUGUAUGGGCAAACUGCACCUACAUUUACUCCCGUUUACAUCAACAUCGACAGUCACUCGCCUGUCGCGAGAACUUACGCAGGGUUUUCUUAAGAAUCAGCGCUUCAAGCAACAUAUCGAAGGAAGAGUACGGCUUUUUUGCUGUUAACGUUGUCACGAAUCAAAGUCUGUGUCUUAAGCUGGCACCUGCAGCUUGAGAAUUGCCGUUGUUUUUAAAGUCGAACUUUAGUAACUCUCGAUGGACUUACUG
Molecule: messenger RNA, 1031 nt
Organism: Phaeodactylum tricornutum CCAP 1055/1
Lineage: Eukaryota; Bacillariophyta; Bacillariophyceae; Surirellales; Neidiaceae
Exons: 1
Coding region: 190-978 (262 amino acids)
Source: RefSeq, a predicted model, not a curated record